CAUGUGCAUUCUUAGUCAGUGGCACGAUACGGUAUGUUGCUCAUACUUUCCGUUCUCGGGCUAGUAGUGUUCGAUUUGAUCGAUGCCGCCGGGCCGGCUAAGAAGUAUUACUCCAGCAAAUAUGAGCAUAUCGACGUGGAAGCUAUACUGAACAAUCGACGGAUGGUCAAGUACUAUUCGGCCUGUUUGUUAUCGAAAGGACCUUGUCCACCGGAAGGAGUCGAUUUGAAACGUAUCUUGCCGGAAGCACUGCAGACCAAUUGCGGGAGGUGUACCGAAAAACAGGCUGUCGGGGCCCUGCGAGUCAUAAAAAGGCUACAAAAGGAAUAUCCGAAGAUCUGGGUUCAGCUGAGCGCGCUGUGGGAUCCCGACGAGGUCUACGUGAAAAGAUUCGAAUCCUCGUUAGCCAGUGGUUCCAGUCCGGGAACAUUUAACAAUGUUAAACCUGUAGUUAUCACCGACAGGUUCCAAGGAGACGAAGGAUCGACGACUAUCAUGACGAAUGGAAUAGAUGGAAGUGCUACGACUAUAAUCACCACGAUAUCCGAUUUAAGCACUUCACCCUCUACCACGAGCACCAGUUCUAGCACUACGGUAUCCGCUAAGAGUACCGGUACUCCUAGCGCGACUACCAAGAGCACCAGCACUGCCCCGCCUACUAGGGACCCAUUUGAUAUUUUGUUAAUCACUAACCCACCAUUUAGGCCCAACGCGAGCUUUGACUUUAAUAUCGGAAGUAACAUCGGAGCAACGGUGAGUGGUUUGGUAAGAGGCAUAGGGGCUUUAGGCACUAGGGUGGUAGAGACGGGAGCUGAAAUUGCUGAUGUCGUUUUGAGGAGCAUCACCAGGCCAUUGAGUAUUUAAUUUCUAAUAGUCUUCAAUAACGCUUAUUUAUUUAUGUUAGCUUUUGAAACGUAUAAACUUUUAGAAGAAAUCUAGGCAUAACAAAAAGAAAAUCGGAAGCUUGCCCUUCACUGUCUUCGUCUGAGAUUGCACCCAGUAAUAUUGUUGCAACUGAUAGUUGUUAAAGAAUAACUUCUUCAAAAAUUGGUAUCGACUGUGAUAUGAAAAAUCAAUAAAGUUAUUUAGUAUCCUGGUACUUUGAUUUCGAAGUAAAGUACUUUUUUGAGUAUUUAUAUUUAGGAAACAAAAAAUAAUCAAAACUAAGCAUUUAAAUCUUAUAUGCCUUUUAACAAGUAACGAAAACUUAAAUUUACAAUUUUUGCUAUCACCAAUAGCCCGGUAAAUAAAUGAAACUGAAACAUCUAAAAAAUUGGUGCUAUCCUGUAUAGAAACAUCUCCUGAAUCCCGAAAAAAUAAUAUGCCACUUAAAAUUAAAAAAUUACUGUCAUUUUCGUAAAAACCGGAAGUGUAUGCAUUGACUUUUUGCACUUUCUUGUAUCACAGUGGUUGCAUACUCUCGGUGUUUAACUAUUAGGUAUAUUCAUUAUACCAGUGAACAACAUUUUUUAGAGAAAUUAUGUUUUUUUGGUAAAAAAAAACGUACACUGGACCCCGGUUUGUUUGUAUUGUUCUGUUUAGAUCGUUGCUUAGCAACGCCCACUGCGUAUUGUAAACACGUACGUGGUAAGUUUGUCGUUCAUUAAUUUG
Cylas formicarius (sweet potato weevil) is the source of this 1611-nucleotide messenger RNA. RefSeq lists its product as uncharacterized. NCBI's taxonomy places the organism in Eukaryota, Metazoa, Arthropoda, Insecta, Coleoptera, Brentidae. The record is from RefSeq and is a predicted model, not a curated record. The coding region runs from base 34 to 864 and encodes 276 amino acids. The transcript has 2 exons.